Procambarus clarkii (red swamp crayfish) is the source of this 753-nucleotide messenger RNA. The record is from RefSeq and is a predicted model, not a curated record. NCBI's taxonomy places the organism in Eukaryota, Metazoa, Arthropoda, Malacostraca, Decapoda, Cambaridae.
AUGGCUACUGGCAUGAGGGACACUGCCACGAGUACUGUCGUGGCUACUGGCAUGUGGGACACUGCCACGAGUACUGUCGUGGCUACUGGCAUGUGGGACACUGCCACGAGUACUGUCGUGGCUACUGGCAUGAGGGACACUGCCACGAGUACUGUCGUGGCUACUGGCAUGAGGGACACUGCCACGAGUACUGUCGUGGCUACUGGCAUGAGGGACACUGCCACGAGUACUGUCGUGGCUACUGGCAUGAGGGACACUGCCACGAGUACUGUCGUGGCUACUGGCAUGAGGGACACUGCCACGAGUACUGUCGUGGCUACUGUCAUGAGUACUGUCGUGGCUACUGGCAUGAGGAACACUGCCACGAGUACUGUCAUGGCUACUGUCAUGAGUACUGUCGUGGCUACUGUCAUGAGUACUGUCGUGGCUACUGGCAUGUGGGACACUGCCACGAGUACUGGCGUGGCUACUGGCAUGAGUGACACUGCCACGAGUACUGUCGUGGCUACUGGCAUGAGGGACACUGCCACGAGUACUGUCGUGGCUACUGGCAUGUGGGACACUGCCAGGAGUACUGUCGUGGCUACUGGCAUGUGGGACACUGCCAGGAGUACUGUCGUGCCUACUGGCAUGAGGGACAAUGCCAGGAGUACUGUCGUGGCUACUGGCAUGAGAGACACUGCCAGGAGUACUGUCGUGGCUACUGGCAUGAGGGACACUGCCACGAGUACUGUCAUGAGAGAUAUUUCAUAA